Thermochaetoides thermophila DSM 1495 is the source of this 1032-nucleotide messenger RNA. RefSeq names its product methylenetetrahydrofolate dehydrogenase (NAD+)-like protein. Gene Ontology annotation, biological process: purine nucleobase biosynthetic process. The coding region runs from base 1 to 1032 and encodes 343 amino acids. Gene Ontology annotation, molecular function: methylenetetrahydrofolate dehydrogenase (NADP+) activity; methylenetetrahydrofolate dehydrogenase (NAD+) activity. Lineage: Eukaryota; Fungi; Ascomycota; Sordariomycetes; Sordariales; Chaetomiaceae. The transcript has 3 exons. Gene Ontology annotation, cellular component: cytosol. The record is from RefSeq and is a predicted model, not a curated record.
AUGGCCUCGGCAGCCGGCGCGCAGCCAGUCCCCAAGACCUGCAAGGUCAUUCUUGCAGAGACAAUAGCGAAGAAGCUUCUACAGGAAGCCAGAGAAACACUGGCAAGCAUACAGGGUCCCAAUGCCCCCAGGCCUACUUUGGCCGCUUUCCUGGCCAACGAUGACCCUGCUGCGGUCCAGUAUGCAUCUUGGUCCAAGAAGACAUGUGAGGAGAACGGCUUCAACUUUGACCUCCGCCAAGUUGAUAAGGAAGACCUUGAAGAGGCCAUUGUAGCCGCCAACAAUGAUGAUACUGUGGACGGCAUCCUUGUGUACUACCCCAUCUGGCGGAACAACCAGCAGCAGGACCGCUACAUCCAAGAAACUGUCGCCCUGCACAAGGACGUCGAGGGCCUCUGCCACACCCAUCUUUUCAACAUGUACCACAAUAUUCGCUUCCUUGAUCCGCCUCACAACACAAAGAAGUCUAUUCUCCCCUGCACACCUCUGGCCAUUGUCAAAGCCCUGGAGCACCUGCAGAUCUACAACCCGAUUCUUGAGUACGGCAACCGUCUUUUCGGCAAGACCAUCACCGUCAUCAAUCGCAGUGAGGUCAACGGCCGCCCUUUGGCAGCUCUGCUGGCAAAUGACGGCGCAACUGUGUACAGUGUGGACAUCACGGGUGUCCAGCUCUUCACUCGCGGCAGCGGCAUUCGCCAGCCACGCCAUCAGGUUCAUGACAAGCCUGGCUGGGGGCUCAAGGAUGUCCUGCCGCUGAGCGACGUCAUUAUCUCAGGCGUGCCCACCGAGGACUUCAAGGUGCCGACCGAUCUGAUCCGUGAUGGUGCUGUGUGCAUCAACUUCUCCAGUCACCGCAAUUUCGAUGGCCCUGCUGUCAAGGAAAAGGCCAGCAUUUAUGUUCCUAGCAUUGGCAAAGUGACAAUUGCUGUCCUGCUGCGUAACCUUGUGCGGCUUAUUGCAAACCGGCCACGUCCUGAGGGGACAUCUGAGGCGGCCGAGAAGGCAAGAAACGAGGCCUUCAAGGAUGGUUGA